AUGGCACCACGAAGAUCCCACAAGAAGUCGAGGGCCGGCUGUAGACGCUGCAAAGUUAGGAAGAUAAAGUGUAACGAGGUUCAUCCUCGCUGCGGCAACUGCUCCAAACAUGGCGUGCUCUGCGACUUCGAGAAACACGACGACAACCAGACAUCCCCCGAUACUCCCCAUGCCACCGCAUCAGCGUCUCCCACCAAUAGCAACUGCGACAGUCCCUCGGCGGCCACGAGCCCGCUUCCUGUGACUCCCUCCGCACCUGCCAGCACUCCUGCGCCCCUCUACCGAAACCCAGAACCGCUCCCCUUGACGUCGACCUCCAAGAACAACCGCAUGAUGGAGUUGAAGCUACUUCAUCACUACACCACGAUAACCUGUGAGACUCUGGCCAUAUCGUCCCCCGUUAGCGAGAAGAUUUGGCGGGAAACUGUCCCUUGCCUCGCGUUCUCAGGCGCAAGCUUCCUGGCCGACGCGCUUCUGGCGGUGUCAGCCCUCCACCUGCGGUCCCAUGCGCCACAGGACCAGGAUCUGAUACGUGCGAGCCAUUCUUAUAUGGCCUCCACGUUUUCCGAAUACAGUGCCAGCUUGAGCAAAGGCAUCACGGAAUCAAACGCCGAGGCCCUGUUUCUCACAGCUGCCCUCAUUGCCUUUCAAUCUACCGCAUCUCGCAUCUUCGCCCGCGACGACGGCGGCGACAUGAAGGAUCGAUCUGGAGGAUAUGCCCUGCCGCUCUCCUGGUUCCAUUCUUUCCAGGGCGUCAAGGCCGUCGUGGCUUCGAGCUGGCAGUGGCUGCGCAAUAGUGGGAUAGUCGUGCCGAUCAUCGAGUCGCAGCCUGCGCUGAAUCUGAACCUAUCUGGCAAUCCGACCUUUUUCAGCGAUCUGUUAAUUGGGGUUGAGGAAGAGGUCACGAGCCUGGAUGAUGAUCCAGCCAGACAAAUGGCCACACGUCAGGCGUACCAACAUGCCGUCGCCGUCCUUGAUUGGGCCCACAAGAUCCCGCAUACUGGAGCACCGUUGGUAUUUCUCGCCACGGUCUCCCGUCGUUUCGUCGAAUUGCUGGAAGCCAGGCGCCCACGGGCACUUGCUAUUCUGGCUAGCUACUUCGGAUUGCUCAAAUGCCUUGACUCGGUCUGGUGGCUGAAAGGGGUUGCUCGUCGCGAAGUCAUGGGCAUUGUGUCGCUUUUCGAUCCAGACGACGAGGAGUGGUGGCCUCGCUUACAAUGGCCUCUUCGAAUUGCACUCAUCGACGGGGAUGGUAUUCCAGCAGAUGUUUGGGGAGCAGACUGGGCUGCCGAGAAAGCUUUAAUGGACCAAGCAAGCCAAAGCGGUAGCUUCGUCAGCCACAUCGAGCUCCUCAGUCAAAUGUUUUCAGCGAUGCAGAAUCUGCCCAACAACAUGCCGGACGCGUUGGACCCCUUCACGCAUCAGUACGCUCUGGGUAGGGAGAAGGCAUCGAGACAACAGCAGCUCCUGCUUUCAGACGAACUACAGGGGCCGGAAGUUGAUUGA
Anthostomella pinea is the source of this 1506-nucleotide messenger RNA. Lineage: Eukaryota; Fungi; Ascomycota; Sordariomycetes; Xylariales; Xylariaceae. The record is from the annotation of a GenBank genome assembly.